UACUGCUACUCUCCCCUCGGCUUCACUCCGAGGAGGAACCCGGUGCCCCCCGGCUGAUCGUUUCCAAUUACGUUACCCCAAGAUGGAGGUCUGCAGAUGGCACUGCUAGCGAGUCUCCGUGUCUUUAAUCAGGCUUUUGUCGGGACAGAAGUGAUUUUGUGCCACCUUUUUGUCGUGUGUUUUGGGGGAUCUACUUGGGAGACUGUGAGCUCCAGGUUCGGGUUGUGGCAACCAUGAGCUCCGGGGAAGGAGCGGAGGAAACGACGAAGGACGCUGGAGACAUAGCGGCGUUCUUCAAAAACGAUGGAUCCCUCCCUAAAGAGCCAAAAGGAGAUGUAUCGAGUCAGACAGCAGGUUUCAGGAGAAAUGAGGAGAUGAGAGCAAUGGAGGUUCUGUCCAUCCUCAAAGAAAAAGUCGCCUUUUUGUCGGGUGGCAGAGACAGACGCGGUGGUCCGGUGUUAACGUUUCCAUCACGCAGCAACCACGACAGAAUACGAACGGACGACCUGCGGAGACUGAUCGCUUACCUCGCCGGCAUCCCCAGCGAGGAGGUGUGUAAACAUGGCUUCACGGUCAUCGUUGAUAUGCGCGGCUCCAAGUGGGACAGCAUCAAGCCUCUGCUGAAGAUCCUGCAGGAGUCCUUCCCGUCCUGCAUCCACGUCGCCCUCAUCAUCAAACCAGACAACUUCUGGCAGAAGCAGAGGACUAACUUCGGCAGCUCCAAGUUCGAAUUCGAGACCACCAUGGUGUCAUUAGAGGGUCUUACGAAGGUCGUGGACCCCUCCCAGCUGACGUCGGACUUCGACGGCAGCCUGGACUACAACCAUGAGGAGUGGAUAGAGGUGCGCGUGGCGUUCGAGGAGUUCUCCGGUCACGCCACUCAGAUGCUGGCUCGUCUAGAGGAGAUGCAGGAAACAGUGUCGAGGAAAGACUUCCCCCAAGAUCUGGAAGGAGCCCGGCGGAUGAUCGAAGAACACGCCACGCUGAAGAAGAAGGUCAUCAAAGCUCCGAUAGAGGAGCUGGACACUGAGGGGCAGAGGUUGCUCCAGAGAAUCCAGAGCAGCGAGUCCUUCUCCAACCGUAACGGCAGCAGUGGCGGCAGCGGGGGGAACAGCGGCGGCGGUGGCGGAGGCGGGAUGUGUAACGCCGACACGCAGGGCCUGGUGCCGCGCAUCACCCAGCUGCUGGACAAACUGCACUCCACGCGACAGCAACUCCACCAGGCCUGGCACGUCCGCAAGCUGCAGCUGGAUCAGUGCUUCCAGCUGCGCCUGUUCGAGCAGGAUGCAGAGAAGAUGUUUGACUGGAUCAUGCACAACAAGGGUCUGUUCCUGGCAGGCUACACAGAGAUUGGCAACAACCACCCCCACGCUAUAGAGCUGCAAACCCAGCACAACCACUUCGCUAUGAACUGCAUGAACGUGUACGUGAACAUAAACCGCAUCAUGUCAGUGGGCAACCGGCUGCUGGAGUCGGGUCACUACGCCUCCCAGCAGAUCAAGCAGAUCUCGGGCCAGCUGGAGCAGGAGUGGAAGGCCUUCGCCGCGGCGCUGGACGAACGCAGCACGCUGCUGGAGAUGUCGGCCAACUUCCAUCAGAAGUGUGACCAGUACAUGAGUAACGUGGACUCGUGGUGCAAAGCGUGCGGCGAGGUGGAUUUGCCCUCGGAGCUUCAAGACCUCGAAGAUGCCAUCCACCACCACCAAGGCCUGUACGAACACAUCACUGCUGCCUACUCCGAGGUGAGCCAGGAUGGCAAAGCCCUGCUGGACAAACUGCAGCGACCUCUGACCCCGGGCAGCGCUGAUUCGCUGACGGCGUCGGCGAACUACUCCAAGGCCGUGCACCACGUCCUGGAUAUCAUCCACGAGGUGCUGCAUCACCAGAGACAGUUGGAGAACAUCUGGCAACACCGCAAAGUGAGGCUGCACCAGCGUCUGCAGCUCUGUGUUUUUCAGCAGGACGUGCAACAGGUGCUGGACUGGAUCGAGAACCACGGCGAGGCGUUCCUCAGCAAACACACCGGCGUGGGGAAGUCUCUCCACCGAGCCCGGGCUCUGCAGAAACGCCACGAGGACUUUGAGGAAGUGGCACAGAAUACGUACACUAAUGCCGACAAGCUGCUGGAGGCGGCCGAGCAGCUGGCCCAGACGGGAGAGUGCGACCCGGAGGAGAUCUACCAGGCCGCCCACCAGCUCGAAGACCGAAUCCAAGACUUUGUUCGCCGCGUGGAGCAGCGCAAAGUCCUGCUGGACAUGUCUGUCGCCUUCCACACGCACGUCAAAGAGCUGUGGACGUGGCUGGAGGAGCUGCAGAAGGAGCUGCUGGACGACGUUUACGCCGAGUCGGUGGAGGCGGUGCAGGAUCUGAUCAAGCGCUUCAGCCAGCAGCAGCAGACCACGCUGCAGGUCACCGUCAACGUCAUCAAGGAGGGAGAGGAUCUCAUCCAGCAGCUCAGGGACUCGGCCAUCUCCAGCAACAAGACGCCGCACAACAGCUCCAUCAACCACAUCGAGAGCGUGCUGCAGCAGCUGGACGAGGCCCAGGCUCAGAUGGAGGAGCUUUUCCAGGAGAGGAAGAUCAAACUGGAGCUCUUCCUGCAGCUGCGCAUCUUCGAGAGGGACGCCAUCGACAUCAUCUCGGACCUGGAGUCGUGGAACGAGGAGCUGACGGGUCAGAUGACAGACUUCGACACAGAGGAUCUGACGCUGGCCGAGCAGCGGCUGCAGCACCACGCUGACAAAGCCCUGACCAUGAACAACCUCACCUUCGACGUCAUCCACCAGGGCCAGGAGCUGCUGCAGUACGUCAACGAAGUCCAGGCCUCUGGCGUGGAGCUGCUGUGCGACCGGGACGUGGACAUGGCGACGCGGGUCCAGGACCUGCUGGAGUUUCUCCACGAGAAGCAGCAAGAACUGGACCUGGCAGCCGAGCAGCACCGGCGACACCUGGAGCAGUGCGUCCAGCUGAGACACCUGCAGGCGGAGGUCAAACAGGUUCUGGGUUGGAUUCGAAACGGCGAGUCGAUGCUGAAUGCCGGUCUCAUAACAGCCAGCUCCCUGCAGGAGGCUGAGCAGCUGCAGAGGGAACACGAACAGUUUCAACACGCCAUUGAGAAAACCCACCAGAGUGCGCUGCAGGUUCAGCAGAAGGCCGAGGCUCUGCUCCAGGCGAACCACUACGACAUGGACCUGAUCAGGGACUGUGCAGAGAGCGUGGCGUCCCACUGGCAGCAGCUCAUGCUGAAGAUGGAGGACAGACUCAAGCUGGUUAACGCCUCCGUGGCCUUCUACAAGACGUCUGAACAGGUGUGCAGUGUUUUGGAGAGCCUGGAGCAGGAGUACAAGAGAGAGGAGGACUGGUGCGGAGGAGCCGACAAACUGGGACCCAACUGUGAAACGGACCACGUCAGCCCAAUGAUCAGCAAACACCUGGAGCAGAAGGAGGCCUUCCUCAAGGCAUGCACUCUGGCCAGAAGAAAUGCUGACGUCUUCCUCAAGUACAUGCACAGGAACAGCGUCAACAUGCCCGGGAUGCUGAGCCAUGUCAAAGCUCCAGAACAGCAGGUCAAAAACAUCCUCAAUGAGCUGCUGCAGAGAGAGAACCGCGUCCUCCACUUCUGGACCAUGAGGAAGCGGCGGCUGGACCAGUGUCAGCAGUACGUGGUGUUUGAACGCAGCGCCAAACAGGCUCUGGAGUGGAUUCACGACACCGGGGAGUUUUACCUCUCCACACACACCUCCACCGGCUCCAGUAUCCACCACACACAGGAGCUGCUGAAGGAGCACGAGGACUUCCACAUCACAGCCAAGCAAACUAAGGAGCGUGUCAAGCUGCUGAUCCAGCUGGCUGACGGCUUCUGCGAGAAAGGCCACAGUCACGCUGGAGAGAUCAAGAAAUGGGUGACGGCCGUGGACAAACGCUACCGGGACUUCUCGCUGCGCAUGGACAAGUACCGCUGCAGCCUGGAGAAAGCCCUCGGCAUCUCCUCGGACUCGAACAAGGCCAGUAAGGAUCUCCAGCUGGACAUCAUCCCCGCCACGGCUCCGGGGUCGGAGGUCAAACUGCGCGAUGCCGCUCAUGAGCUCAACGAGGAGAAACGCAAGUCGGCGCGCAGGAAGGAGUUCAUCAUGGCAGAGCUGAUUCAGACAGAGAAAGCCUACGUGCGAGACCUGCGGGAGUGCAUGGAUACCUACCUGUGGGAGAUGACCAGUGGUGUCGAGGAGAUCCCUCCAGGAAUCAUCAACAAGGAGCACAUCAUCUUUGGAAACAUGCAGGAUCUAUACGAGUUCCACCACAAUAUCUUCCUCAAAGAGUUGGAGAAAUACGAGCAGCUCCCGGAGGAUGUUGGGCAUUGCUUCGUCACAUGGGCUGAUAAGUUCCAGAUGUAUGUGAACUACUGCAAGAACAAGCCCGACUCCACCCAGCUCAUCCUAGAGCAUGCUGGGAACUACUUUGAUGAGAUCCAACAGAGGCACCGACUGGCCAACUCCAUCUCCUCCUAUCUGAUCAAACCGGUGCAGAGAAUCACCAAGUAUCAGCUCCUGUUGAAGGAGCUGCUGACUUGCUGUGAAGAAGGGAAAGGAGAAAUAAAGGACGGCCUGGAGGUGAUGCUCAGCGUCCCUAAGAAAGCCAACGAUGCCAUGCACCUCUCCAUGCUGGAAGGUUUCGAUGAAAACAUCGAGUCCCAGGGCGAGCUCAUUCUCCAGGAGUCGUUCCAGGUGUGGGAUCCGAAGACUCUGAUCCGAAAGGGUCGGGAGCGCCACCUCUUCCUCUUUGAGAUGUCCCUCAUCUUCAGCAAGGAGGUCAAGGACUCAAACGGCCGUAGCAAAUACAUCUACAAGAGCAAACUCUUUACGUCAGAGCUGGGGGUGACGGAACACGUUGAAGGAGACCCCUGUAAGUUUGCUCUAUGGGUGGGACGCACCCCGACGUCUGACAACAAGAUUGUGCUCAAGCUAAGUCAGGGAUCCAAACACGGAGCCAUGGCGUCCAGCAUCGAGAACAAACAGGACUGGAUCAAACACAUCAGGGAGGUGAUUCAGGAGCGCACCAUCCACCUGAGAGGAGCGCUGAAGGAGCCCAUCCAUAUCCCCAAAACAACCUCCGCCAAGCCCCACAGGGCGAGGGGAAGGGACGGAGAGGACCUGGACAGUCAGGGUGAAGGCAGCAGCCAACCAGACACCAUCUCUCUGGCAUCCCGCACUUCACAGAACACACUGGACAGCGACAAGCUCUCCGGUGGCUGUGAGCUGACCGUGGUGAUUCACGACUUCAUGGCGAGCAACAGCAACGAGCUGACGGUGCGUCGCGGUCAGACGGUGGAGGUUCUGGAGCGCUGCCACGAAAAGCCCGACUGGUGCCUGGUCCGCACCACCGACCGCUCCCCCGCCAUGGAGGGCCUGGUGCCCUGCUCCAUGCUCUGCAUCGCACACUCGCGCUCAUCCAUGGAGAUGGAGGGCAUCUACAACCACAAAGACACUCUGUCGGUGUGCAGCAACGACUCCAUCAUGCCGGGAUCGUCUGCCACGCUCCAGCCCGGUCACGGCAUCGGUUCCCACACCUCACCUGGGCCCAAGAGACCAGGUAACACGCUGAGGAAGUGGCUCACCAGCCCAGUGCGCCGACUAAGCAGCGGCAAGGCUGACGGCCACGUGAAGAAGCUCGCCCACAAGCACAAGAAGAGCCGCGACGUGAGGAAGAGCGGCGAGAUGACGAUGGGGUCGCAGAAAGACUCUGACGACAGCGCCGCGACUCCUCAGGACGAGACUGUGGAGGAGAGGGUUCGUAACGAGGGCCUGUCGAGCGGCACGCUGUCCAAGUCCAGCUCUUCGGGCAUGCAGAGCUGCGGGGAGGAGGAGGGCGAGGAGGGCGCCGACUCGGUGCCUCUGCCCCCGCCCAUGGCCAUCCAGCAGCACAGCCUGCUGCAGCCAGACUCACAGGACGACAAGACCUCUUCUCGUCUGUCCGUCCGUCCGUCCAGUUCAGAGACGCCCAGCGCCGCAGAGCUGGUGAGCGCCAUCGAGGAGCUGGUCAAAAGCAAGAUGGCUUUGGAGGACAGACCCAGCUCUCUGUCAGUGGAGCAAGGGGACAGCAGCUCUCCCUCCUUCAACCCCUCUGACAACUCCCUCCUCUCCUCCUCCUCCCCCAUGGAAGAGGUGGACGAACGCAGGAACAGCGUCCUGAAGAAAAGACACUACAUCCUGCUGGAGAUGGUGGAGACGGAGAGAGAUUACGUCAGAGACCUGGGCCUGGUGGUGGAGGGCUACAUGAGCCGGAUGAAGGAGGAGGGAGUCCCCGACGAUAUGAAGGGAAAAGACAAAAUCGUGUUCGGCAACAUCCACCAGAUCUACGACUGGCACAAAGACUUCUUCCUCGGGGAGUUGGAGAAAUGUUUGGAGGACCCUGACCGGCUGGGACCGCUCUUUCUCAAACAGGAACGGAGACUGACCAUGUACAUAGUGUACUGUCAGAACAAGCCCAAGUCGGAGCACAUCGUCUCGGAGUACAUCGACACCUAUUUUGAGGACCUGAAGCAGCGGCUGGGCCAGCGGGUGCCGAUCACAGACCUGCUCAUCAAGCCAGUCCAGAGGAUCAUGAAGUACCAGCUGCUGCUCAAGGAUUUCUUGAAACACUCUAAAAAGGCUGGGCUGGAGUCCAUGGAGUUAGAGAAAGCAGUGGAGGUGAUGUGCAUCGUGCCGAAAAGGUGUAAUGACAUGAUGAAUGUCGGCCGGCUUCAGGGAUUCGAUGGGAAGAUCGUGGCUCAGGGUCGCCUCCUGCUGCAGGACACGUUCAUGGUGUCCGACACCGAGGGCCGGAUGAAGGAGAGGAGAGUCUUCCUCUUCGAGCAGGUGGUCAUCUUCAGCGAGCCCCUCGACAAGAAGAAAGGUUUCUCUCUGCCAGGCUUCCUCUACAAGAACAGCAUCAAGGUGAACUGUCUGGGCAUGGAGGAGAGCAUGGAGGCGGAUCUCUGCACCUUCAUCCUCACCUCUCGCUCCUCCAACGGGCCCCUGGAGUCCUUCGUGCUCCACUCCGCCCACCCAGGGGUGCGCGAGGUGUGGACCCUUCAGAUCGGCCAGAUCCUCGAGAUCCAACGCAACUUCCUCAACGCUCUGACCUCACCAAUAGAGUAUCAGAGGAACCAUGUGGGGGCGAGUGGGGGGCCAUGUGCCGGGGCUCCGGGGGGAGGCAGCGGUGCAGCCCCUGCAGUCGGAGGAGGAAGCUCCCCGGCUAGUUCCAUCCCUUCAGGGACCCAGGGUGGCUCCCGUCGGCCCUCCAGGAUCCCCCAGCCCUCCCGCCUGCCCCAGCCCCUCCGCCACCCCCCCGACCCUGACGGCCCCAACAAGAUGUCAGGUUCAUCCCCAAGUCCCGCCCCUCCUGCCCCCCUCCCUCCAGGGGGAAGCCCCCAGGGAAAGCGCCCUAUCCAGCCCCCUGAGGACCGAGCACAUACCCCCCCUCCUGCCAGUGCUGUAGCCUCUGUCCCCCGCGCAACAGUCGGGCCCCUGCCCUCUACACCCACUUCCAAACCACGGCCAGGAGCCGUGUCCCCUUUGGCCCCCCCUCUGGCCACCCCUGCCUUCGGUAAGGACGGCCUCCCUCCUCCCCCUCCCAGCCCGGGCCACAAAUCCGGAUCUGGAUUCUGGAGCUCCAUGCCGGGCUCCCCAGCCAGCCGGCCUGGCUCCUUCACUUUCCCGGGGGAGGCGGGGGAGAGUCCGGUCCGGCAGAACUCCAACCAGAUCCAGACCGGCUCGGGGUCCGGGAGCCACAGACACUCCACGCACAGCAAGGAGGCCGACCGCAUGAGCACGUGCUCGUCGGCCAGCGAGCAGUCCAUCCAGUCCACCCAGAGCAAUGGGAGUGAAAGCAGCAGCAGCAGUAGCGUAUCCACCAUGUUGGUGACCCAGGACUACAUGGCUGUGAAGGAGGAUGAGAUCAGUGUCUGUCAGGGUGAAGUGGUCCAGAUCCUGGCCAGCAACCAGCAGAACAUGUUCCUGGUGUUCAGGGCGGCGACGGAGCAGGGCCCCGCCGCCGAGGGCUGGAUCCCCGGGUUCGUACUGGGACACACCUCGGCUAUCGUCCCCGAUUGCCCCGAGGGAUCCAUGAACAGGAAGUCUUCGUCCUGGCACACCCUGCGCAUCCGGAAGAAAUCCGAGAAGAAGGAGAAGGAGGCGAAGAAAGACACCAAGCUGGAAAACGGUUACAGGAAGUCCAAUAAGGUUUCUGUAAAGCUUCUAAAUCCAAACUACAUCUAUGAUGUUCCCCCAGAGUUCCUUGUUCCUCUGAGCGAUGUGACGUGUGACGACGGAGAGUGCGUCACCCUCAGGUGUAAGGUAUGCGGUCGCCCCCGGGCCGCUGUCACCUGGAAGGGACCCGACCAGAGCAACCUCAGCAACAACGGACACUUUAGCACCGCUUACAGCGAUACGGGUGAGGCUACGCUGCGGAUCAUCGGCGUCUCCUCUGAGGAUGAUGGCGUUUACACCUGUGUCGCCACCAACGAGCUCGGCAGCGUCACGUCCUCAGCCAGCCUCAGAGUCCUGGCAGUGUCCCCUGACGGCAUCAGAGUGAGCUGGAAAGACAACUUUGAGUCUCACUACACUGAGGUGGUUGAGCUGGGCAGGGGUCGUUUCUCUGUGGUGAAGCGGUGCGACCAGCGGGGAUCCAAGCGUCUGGUGGCGGUCAAACAGGUGAACAAGAAGCUGAUGAGGAGGGACCGGGUCACUCAGGAGCUCAACCUGCUCCAGAGGCUCCAGCACCCCCACAUCGUCGGCCUGAUCGACACGUACGAAACCCCCAGCAGCUACGCCCUCGUCCUGGAGAUGGCUGACCAAGGCCGUCUGCUGGACUACAUCGUGAGCUGGGGGAAUCUGACGGAGGAGAAAGUGGCCUCCUACCUGAGGGACGUUUUAGAAGCUUUACACUACCUGCACAACUCCAGGAUAGUGCACCUGGACAUUAAACCUGAGAACCUGCUGGUGGCCCACAGCGCCAGCGGCCAGCCGUCGGUGAAGCUCACAGACUUCGGGGAUGCGGUGCAGCUCAACAGUGCCCACUACGUUCACCCCCUGCUGGGCAGCCCCGAGUUCGCCUCCCCGGAGUUGGUCCUCGGAGAGCCAGUGUCGCCGACCUCCGACCUGUGGAGCCUGGGUGUGGUGACCUACGUGCUGCUGAGCGGCGCUUCCCCCUUCCUCGAUGAGAGCGCCGAGGAAACCUGCUUGAACAUCUGCCGGCUGGACUUCAGCUUCCCCAGGGAUUACUUCCAGGGUGUCAGCCAGGGGGCCCGGGACUUCAUCUGCCUGCUCCUGAGGACCGACCCGUGCCGCAGGCCUCCAGCCGGGCUCUGCCUCCAGGAGCCGUGGCUGCAGGCCGACCCGGCUGACGGGCGGGCCAGAACAGAGGGUUGCCUGGACACCUCCCGCCUCAUCUCCUUCAUCGACAGGAGGAAAAAUCAGACUGACGCUCGGGCCAUCGGAGGAGUCCGGAGCUUCAUCCAGAGCCGCCUGCAGCCUCGAGUUUAGAGGAAGUCCAACCCUCGCCCUAGCGGUCCUGCAGCGACUGCAGGCUGCUCUGGAGACCAGCAUCUGGAUGGUGUAGCUGUUAAAGAAAGCUAGAAAUAAUGAAUGCUGAUCUUAUUAGGGAUGCACCGAAAUGAAAAUUCUUGGCCGAAACCGAAAACCGAAAAUGAGGAAACCAAGGCCGAAAACCGAAACACCGAAAUAAAUUAUUAUUCCAAUUAUUAGUACCAUUGCAUUUAUGGCUAUGACUGUGUGCUAACCUUACUAAAAAUCAAGGCGUUGCAAUUCAAAGAAUAAAUAAAUCACGAAAUUAUGAAAAUAUUUAUUUAGAACUGACAUUAUGCACAAUAUAAAAUAAAAUGAAAUGUUUAACUUGACCACACAUGUGUAGCCUACAUGAAAUAAUAAUGUACAGGCCUGUAAACUGACUGGCCUGCUGAAAUAUUGUAAAAUUAAAUAUGUUCUCUCAUAAAAAAACAAAGUGCAUUUAAGUCAAGUGCAUCGAAACUCUUGUGAAUUAAGCAGAAUCUUUUGCAGCUUGAAAUCUGUGUCGAUCCACUGUGCAGUUAGACUGAGCAUACUCGUGAUGCUGACGUCUGAGCUCCAUAUAUCGGUCGUGAAACUGAUUGCUGAAAUAUCAGAUGCCAUAAGCUCAUGGACGUGAGUUGCAACAACAUUGAACAGCUCAGGUAAACAUACGUCUGAGAAAUGUCGUCUGCUCGGUAUGGCAUAACGGGGCUCGAUGUGCUCUAUCAGCCUACGAAAUCCCACGUCCUCUACAACAGAGAACGGCUGAUCAUCUAAGGCAAUGAAUUCCAUCAUUUUUUGUGUAAUGCCCUUAGCCUUGGCACCAUCACUGGGAAACUUUUUGGCCUUUUCAAAAACGUCUGCCACAGACGGAGUCGGUGUGCUCGGAAUGGCUUUCCUUUUCUGUGCCGCGUUUUUCUCAAAUUCAGAAUAGCGAUCGGGAUGUUUUGAUUUAAGAUGAUGAAUUAAACCCGACGUGGAAAAACUCUUUGCAGAUAUACCCCCUCUAGAAAUUUCGGCUUUACACGUAUUGCAAAUUGCUAUUCGUUGUUCUUUUUCAGACACAGUGAAUUGCGUCCACACCGCAGACAUGUUGGCCCGAGUGCUGUUCGCGGUUUUUUGCUUGCGUCAUCAUCACAACGUUCUGUUUCGGCCUUGUUGUUUCGGUGACAAAAGUGUUUCGGCCGAAAACAGAAAAUGCACUUUUGGGCCAUUUUCGGCCGAAAAUUUUCGGUGGCCGAAUUUUCGGUGCAUCCCUAGAUCUUAUCCUCUUUCACAGAAUGUUGCUAAAGUCCUGUAGUCCUUUCACAAAUAAGGCCUGUUGAGGUCUAAACCAAUCAGAGUCCUCGAGAACCAAGUUCUCACCAAUCACGUAUCUGACGGAUGCCCUUGUCUACUGCUGCUUGCUGGUUUCAACUCAACAGAUUUUCUAGUAAAGUGAACAAAAAAAACAACAAAAAAAGUUAUUUAUUUUCCAUUUGCAAGAGUUAGAGCUGAUCCGAGGAGCCUCGACACAGAGAGCAAACUGCCCCCCCACCCUCCUGAUGCCAGGGGGAAACAGACAUUGUGUGUUUUGGCUCUUUUACACUAAACUGCGUCUCAAAGACUUUUGAGCAGCAGCCCUUUCUUAUAGAAACUAUGUAUAGAGGAGGAGAAGUACUGUCUCUACAUUUCCAAGGAAAGAAAUCCAUUGUAGAAAAAGUUUCUGUAGACGCCCGGGGACGGUAACCGAGGCUCCUGAGACAUUUAUACGUCCGAUCAGAGCUUUUUGAUGGCUGCGCUUAUAUAAUGUACCUAAAUCUAAGAUACAGUCGCGAUGCUGCACUGUCCGAUCCGAGAACAGACAUCCAUCGUUUGCUUUUCCUAGAACAAAACUUGUGUUGCGCAGAUAUGAGAUGUUUAAGCCUUACCUUGUAUAUACGAAGCCCUCUGCCUUCGUUCCCCUCACAUUCACAGCGGGGUCCCGCUCUCCGACGGGCGGGACGUGAGACUUUUCGCGGCGUUCGGUGGCGGCGAGUCAGACGGGAGUGAAUGUGGAGGCAGAGGAAGAGAAAUGACUGUAAAUGCACUCAUUGUAUGUUAUGUUUGAUUAUCAUGUGCAAUGUUGCGGCUUUAACAUUUUAUGCAACUAUUUAUGAAGACAUCUGUUGUAUCUGUAAUAAAUCUAGAGAAAAGCACGUACUUGGUACUGCAAGCACUGCUGGUAGUUUGUGUUUAUUUUGAGUGUUACGACUUCCAGGCCGCGUUAGAGGUCACACAUUUGCAAUCAUUACGGUUCGAACAAAAAUAUAUUUAACACUUCUUAUUUGACUGUAUGCCUCGGUAGUAUUGGUACACCAAAGUCGCUCUAGCUUUAUAGUACUUAAUGCAAUAUGGUUCAUCGUGACGCAGAUUGUUUACGUGAGAUAAACGCUUUGAUUUGCCCGUUCUGAAAAAGGCAGGGGAGUUCAGAGAGAGAUUUAUUCGUCACCGGAAAAUUAGCAUUUUAUUUUAAGAGUCAAAUGAGAGAUUUUUCAUCAUUUAAUAAAUGGUGUCCUGACUUUAUGUACAGAUACUUGUUGCCAAAAUAUUUCAUUCAUAAAUUCACAGAAAAGUACCCUAAAAACAGCAAUUAAAUCAUGUUGUCUUGGAAAUUAAAUAUAACAUUGGUAUAACCACUUAACUAAACCCAUUUUCUAAUAUGGCACGUUGAAACUGACCACAGAGAGAGAUCACAGUCCGCUGUUACCUUUUAUUUAUUCUUAAAGGUGUGCACAGGCCAUUUCACAAGGACACUUGGACUGGAUACCUCAGAUUAGGCUUGUUUUUUUCAUUGUCUCGUCAUGUUUGUUUCAUAAUUACAUGUUUGCUAUUUGUUUUUAUGUUUUUUAUCUUUGCUAUUUCUUUGUACAGAUCAUACAUACUUUUCCUCUUGUAAAUAUUCUCAUUCUGCCAUCAGUUAUUUUGAAAUUAAACACAAUGAACAUAUUUUUA
Messenger RNA from Eleginops maclovinus (Patagonian blennie), 12515 nucleotides. RefSeq names its product triple functional domain protein-like. The coding region runs from base 234 to 9518 and encodes 3094 amino acids. NCBI's taxonomy places the organism in Eukaryota, Metazoa, Chordata, Actinopteri, Perciformes, Eleginopidae. Gene Ontology annotation, cellular component: extrinsic component of membrane; cytoplasm. Gene Ontology annotation, molecular function: guanyl-nucleotide exchange factor activity; protein binding; ATP binding. The record is from RefSeq and is a predicted model, not a curated record. The transcript has 63 exons. Gene Ontology annotation, biological process: protein phosphorylation; axon guidance.